GGGGGAAUGAAGAAAGCGUGCAGGGGGUUGAGAUUUUUCUACUCAUUGUCUGUUGCCUGGAGAGCUUUCUUCUCUUUCCUGGCCUGAAUGCUUCUUCACAACUGCUAGUUUCCUCGUUGCCUGGGUCGCCUGCUGCCCAGACUCCAUUCUCUGACGAGGCGGGCUGCCACCUCAGUCUUCAGCCUUCAACGUCAGCCGGCAUCUCCGCUUCAGCCGUCUCCCUUCAUCUUUCAGCCCAUGGUUCCUGCCUGUGCUCUCCGCUUCAGCCUUCUCCCUUCAGCUUUCAGCCCAAGUUUCUGCCUGUGCCUGCAACAAAGAGGGCAAGAUUAUGAAACGCCUCUCCCUCUCCGUCUCCUCGGACACAUCCGAUCAAAUUGGAACGCCUCUCCGUCGUUCGCAUGAAGAACCAGACACGCUUGUUGCGCUCUGCUCAUCUCUUUUGCAGUGUGCGUGAGGUGAGGUCUUCCUGUGCGUGGGGAGAGAAAACGACUGCUGCUCAUUCAGUCCUUUGAGGAAACAGGAGCAGACAUAGUUCUGCCGUGGGAGAGAAAACGACUGCUGCUUAUUCAGUCCAUUGAGAUGUCUAAUAAUGUGGGCAGCUCUAAGGAGGAGACAUCCAGAAGUACUGAUGUAACGUCUUUGGCUAAAGAUGCUGAAGAUAGUCGGUAUGCUAUUUUUAAGAAGUUACUGGAGCAGGCAUCCAUCUAUGGAAUAGCUGCCGGAUACUGUCUUUCUGCCUCACUUUUAUCAAUAAUCAACAAAUGGGCCGUAAUGAAAUUUCCAUAUCCUGGAGCUUUGACUGCCUUGCAAUACUUCACAAGUGCACUUGGUGUCUUGGUGUGCGGAUGGUUAAAAGUGAUUGAGCAUGACCCACUGAACCUAUACACCAUGUGGAAGUUCUUACCUGCUGCCAUGAUAUUCUAUGCAUCCCUUUUCACAAACAGUGAGCUUCUGCUACAUGCCAAUGUUGAUACAUUUAUAGUUUUCCGUUCAGCUGUCCCCAUAUUUGUGGCCAUUGGAGAAGCUGUCUAUUUGAAGCAGCCAUGGCCUUCGCUGAAAACCUGGUUGUCUCUUGCUACUAUUUUUGGUGGAAGUGUGAUCUAUGUUCUUACAGAUUACCAAUUUACGGUGACUGCUUAUACAUGGGCAUUGGCCUAUCUUGUGAGCAUGACGAUAGAUUUCGUUUACAUAAAGCAUGUAGUUAUGACAAUCGGACUGAACAUAUGGGGUUUGGUUCUGUACAACAACCUGGAAGCGUUGCUUCUAUUCCCUUUUGAAUUUCUUAUUAUGGGGGAGUUGAAGAAGAUAAAGCAUGACGUUGCAGAUGAAUCAAGUUGGCAUUCCUUCAGUGUGAUUUUACCAGUGGGUUUGUCCUGUCUAUUUGGGCUUUCCAUCUCCUUUUUUGGGUUCUCAUGUCGGAGGACCAUCUCAGCUACCGGGUUUACUGUUCUUGGUAUUGUGAACAAGCUUCUCACAGUGGUAAUAAAUUUAGUUGUUUGGGAUAAGCAUUCAACGUUGAUUGGGACAAUUGGCCUUUUGAUAUGCAUGUUGGGUGGAAUUUUGUACCAGCAAUCAACUACAAAGCCUGCUCCUCCGAAAGUGCAAGUUGAAGUUGAUGAUGAAGAAGCAAAGCUGCUCCUGGAAAUGCCAAACCAAGAAACUAGUGCUCCUGCAAAACCAAUGAAUGAGCAGGAAAGUGCUGCUACAGAAAAGUCUGGGAGGACCUCAUGAUUUUGUAAUUUGCCUUUUUGGAGCUAAUGCCAAACUCGAGAUAUCAUUUCAUUCUUAAUUGUAAUUCUUACAUAUUAAGGAGAACACUUGCUCUUGAAA
This is a messenger RNA of Nymphaea colorata (pocket water lily), 1830 nucleotides long. RefSeq names its product GDP-mannose transporter GONST3. Gene Ontology annotation, cellular component: Golgi apparatus. Bases 580 to 1731 code for a protein of 383 amino acids. The record is from RefSeq and is a predicted model, not a curated record. Lineage: Eukaryota; Viridiplantae; Streptophyta; Magnoliopsida; Nymphaeales; Nymphaeaceae. The transcript is spliced from 5 exons. Gene Ontology annotation, molecular function: GDP-fucose transmembrane transporter activity; antiporter activity.